AUGUUGCCGCGCCUCGCCUGUACAUCCACAAGUCACAACCACCUGGCAACGCAGCAUCUCAUCUCGCAAGUAAAAACUCGAAGCGACUCGUGUAAGCGAGUGAUAAAUGAAAAUAGUGAGCGAGGGGGGCCGGAGCUCUCCCGCGGAGCCUGCACACAUGGUCUUAUCGACCACGGUGUGCGGUGCGAGGAUUGGGAUGCGACGGGCCAGUAUGAUUUUUACGUCCUACUUAUAGAAAUGGAUGUCCAUUUCUAUAAGUAG
Leptosia nina is the source of this 261-nucleotide messenger RNA. The record is from the annotation of a GenBank genome assembly. NCBI's taxonomy places the organism in Eukaryota, Metazoa, Arthropoda, Insecta, Lepidoptera, Pieridae.